Messenger RNA from Aspergillus pseudonomiae, 2955 nucleotides. Its product is annotated as mRNA-binding ribosome synthesis protein NOC2. The record is from RefSeq and is a predicted model, not a curated record. Gene Ontology annotation, biological process: ribosomal large subunit biogenesis. The coding region runs from base 396 to 2750 and encodes 784 amino acids. Gene Ontology annotation, cellular component: Noc1p-Noc2p complex; nucleolus; nucleoplasm. Lineage: Eukaryota; Fungi; Ascomycota; Eurotiomycetes; Eurotiales; Aspergillaceae. The transcript has a single exon.
GCGUUAGCCAGCUGCCCCGCAAGCAAGCCAGGCACCCCAGCAUACCUCAUCGAGAUUGAUGGACGCAGAUAAGGCCGGAUUAGGGGUAUAGCUGUAAGGAGUCGGCGCAUACGCCAAAGGGCGCUGGGCAUACAUUGCGAUUUACAGUUCUUUCUAUACGUCAGUUUGCGACGGCAGAUAAUCAGAGACACUCGGAGGGGGAACAAAAGGCGGUGGCCCAAUUUGGGCGACCGGCGCCGCCAUUUUCUGCCGCAUAAUCUUCUAAAUUUUUUACCCAAGAAAAAAAAAAACUUUGAGUCUCUUCUAAUUUGGUGAAAGACUUUCACCUCCAUUGAUUUUCCCCAUUUUGUACAUUUGUUCCCAUCUGCACGGUCAGAUUGGGGCUUUGCGACACAAUGGCCGGAAGUCAGAAGAAAUCCACCAAGAAGUUUGAGAAGAGGCAUCUGAAGGAUGUCCUCGAACGACGAAAGGCGGCUGCGAAAAUCAAGCAGCGUAACCAUCUGAAGGACAAGCGCAAGGCUGAUAAUGCUAAGGCACGCGCCGACGCUCAUGAUUCCGCAGACGAAAAUCCAGAGGAAACGAAGAAACAGGAUGCUUUUGCUCAGAUGAAUGUGGACGACUUCUUUUCGGGCGGUUUCGAUAUUGCAGACGCCGACGCCGGUCAAGCUAAGAAGGCGAAGAAGAAGGAUGUCACCCCUAAGACUGGCAAGCGCAAGCGCACGGAAGAACAGAAAGGCGAGGAUGAAGAUUCUGCAGCAAGCAGCGGAGAGGAAGACGGUGUCCCAUCAGACGACGAGGCUGCCUCGGACGCCAGUGGAGCCGACGAUUUCGAAGCGCACAAGGGCCAGCUUGAAGCCCUCAAGGAGAAGGAUCCAGAAUUCUAUAAAUAUCUCAAGGAGAAUGAUGCCGAGCUCCUGGACUUCGGCGACCAUGGUGAUCUCGCGGAAGUGGACGAGCUGAGUGAAGCGGAGGAAGAGCAACCAGCGAAGAAGAAAAAGAAGGCUGCCCGGGAGGAGGAAGAGGAACCGACAACCGACAACACACUUACCAUUGCCAUGGUAAAGAAAUGGCAAAAGCUGAUGGAAGAGCAGAACUCGAUUAGAGCAAUGCGACAGGCUGUCCUCGCUUUCCGGUCUGCCGCCUACCUCAACGAUGUUGACGCGCAGGAGCAAAAAUACUCUAUCAGAGAAUCCGACGUAUACCAUGAAGUUCUUGUUACCGCCCUUGGCUCUGUCCCUAGAGUUCUGUCGCAUCAUCUCCCCGUCAAGGAGACUGCCUCCGGCAAAGUCAAGGUGUCUAUGGAUUCGAAGAAGUUCAAGACGCUUACGCCUCUUAUCAAGUCCUAUACCUCCUCCGUCCACCAAUUGCUCACGAAUUUGUCCGAUGCACAGACACUGAAGCUCACACUCUCUUCUAUUGAACCUAUGCUUCCUUACUUGCUUCAAUUCAGGAAGCUCCUGAAGGUUCUCAUCAAAACCAUUGUCGGUAUCUGGGCCGAUGUAUCCACUACGGAAGCCACACGUAUCACCGGAUUCCUGCUGUUACGGCGUCUCAUGGUUAUCGGAGACGCUGGGCUGAAGGAAAGUGUCCUCAAGGCCUCCUAUGAGGGUGUCGUGAAGGGCAGCCGGAACACCACCGUCCACACUCUGGCCGGCGUGAACCUGAUGAAGAACUCCGCCGCCGAGCUGUGGGGUAUCGACCAGAACGUGUCCUACACCGCGGGCUUCAACUUCAUCCGCCAACUUGCCAUCCAUCUCCGCAGCAGCAUCACAAACACCUCCAAGGAGUCCUACAAGACGAUCUACAACUGGCAGUACGUGCACUCGCUCGACUUCUGGUCCCGCGUUCUCUCACAGCACUGCGAUGGCCUCGCCGAAGCCAAAGCCGGCAAGCAAUCCGCCAUGCGCCCCCUCAUCUACCCCGUCGUCCAAAUCACCGUCGGCGCGAUGCGACUCAUCCCCACCGCAACCUACUUCCCUCUCCGCUUCCAACUCACCCGUGCCCUCCUCCGUCUCUCCCGCUCCACAGGAACCUACGUCCCACUGGCCCCGGCCCUCCUCGAGGUCCUCAACCUCGCCGAGAUGCGCAAGCCCCCGAAAUCAAGCACCCUGAAACAACUCGAUUUCAACACCGCCAUCCGCGCCCCGAAAUCCUACCUCCGCACCCGCGUCUACCAAGACGGCGUCGGCGAACAGGUCGCCGAGCUCCUCUCCGAGUUCUUCGUCCUGUGGACCAAGCACAUCGCUUUCCCCGAACUCUCCGUCCCCAUCGUGGUCUCCCUGAAGCGCUGGCUGAAGCAGGUCAGCUCGCGCUCCGGAGGAAACAAGAACGCCAAGAUCAACCAGAUGAUCCUUCUUCUGGUGCAGAAGGUUGAGGCUAACGCCCGCUGGAUCGAAGACCGCAGAGCCAGCGUCACUUAUACCCCGCGCAACCGUGCCGAAGUUGAAAACUUCCUCAAAGACGUCGAUUGGGAAUCGACUCCGCUCGGCGCAUUCGUUAAGUCUCAGCGGAAGAUCCGUGAAGAGAAGGCCACCCUUCUUGAAGAGGCGAGACGUGAAGAAGAACAGCGGAGAGCCGAGGAGAAGGCUGCUGAUAAGGAGGAUGUGACGAUGGGUGGCUUCAGUGAGGGUGAUGAGGGUAGUGAAGAUGCCUCCUCAGAUGGUGAAGAGGAGGAGGAGGAGGAGGAGGAGGAAGAAGAAGAAGAGGACGAGGACGAGGACGAGAUGGAGUUUGAAGAAGAGGAGGAUUAGAUGAUGCUUUUAUCGCCAUUUAUAUUGUAUCAGUGAUGGCACUAUUUCCCCCUAUAUCAGGUUCCCCGUAGCUAUUUCAAGACAUGUUUUCUUUUACUCUGAUGUCGACGUAUACAAAAGUUGAAAUGCAUAGGCACUAUCUACGCAAUAACGCAUCUCAAAUGCCAGAAACAUUUUAUAUGUGAUAAAUCUACCAAAUGUACUA